Molecule: messenger RNA, 3324 nt
Organism: Helobdella robusta
Lineage: Eukaryota; Metazoa; Annelida; Clitellata; Rhynchobdellida; Glossiphoniidae
Exons: 18
Coding region: 1-3324 (1107 amino acids)
Molecular function (GO): calcium ion binding
Source: RefSeq, a predicted model, not a curated record
AUGAAUAUACAACAUAUAAAUGUUGUCUGCAGUGCCAUUGUUGACCUGUUUAGUGAGAUAAGAACACUCGACUCAAUUGAACGCAACGACGUAGGCAAGCAGUGGUUCCGUCACAGUGGGGGCACAUGUUCAGCUCACCCCCUCUUCGACACCUCCAACGACCAGCACAACACCUGCCUGGUCUCCAUUGACAUCUGCUGCCUCGCCGAACUGAGGAAACAGAAAUGUCUUUUAGGCAGGAAGAAGGCCUUGUCUGGAGAGCCAUGCCGUGCCAUGCACGAAGAUUCCAAUGAAUGUUGCAACUGCUGUAGCUUGGGAUUGAAGUCCCGAGAGACUAGGAACUCCUGCCCGAAGCUUCCACGCACGAAACUCUUCACGUGCCAGUGCAGGGAAUCCUACAUCAGAUGCUGCAACUAUGGACUCCAAAACAAAACGAAAGUCCUGGAAAGGUCCAAAUAUGACAUCGCUGAUCCCUGCCUAACAAGCCAACACAACUGCACUUGGAAGGAACGAUGUUUGUUCAAGAAGAGUUCAAAGACAUUCAUCUGCCUGCCCAUCGCAUCGGAUGCCAACAAGCAGCUGAACAUGGAUGGGACGAAUGUCGUAACGAGCAGCCAGAAAGGAAAGCACAAAAAACAUCCACACCACCACAAAUCAUCUUCAAACAACAACAACUUGAGAGCUGGUGCUAACGAUGUCACCGUUGCUGGUGAACUCGAAAUCAGCAAAUCUCUUGAUCACUCGGCAACGAACAAGAGAGCUCGCGGUAAUGAAGGUGAGAAAAGGUGGAGCCGAUCUUCUAAACAUCAAGCAGCCUGCAGGGCUGGCUUCCAAUUCAAUGAAGAUACUUCAACGUGUCAAGAUAUCAACGAGUGCCUGUCUCACAUCAACCCAUGCAAAGAAAGGAGCAUGUGCCUGAACACUGAAGGAAGUUACGAAUGCCUUUCCAGCAUGGUCCACGACUCCUCCUCCAUCGACCUCCGACACGUGAGUCUGCAUAACAAAGGUCAACACGAUUCGCGGUAUGAUAUUCAGGUUGAUAACGAAGAACAAUUUUUAAAGAAAAAAAAUAAAGUUCUCCAAAAACACGAACACGAUGAUCGUUACGACAGCAACGGUCACUACUACAACAAUGGCGUCGUUAAUGACGACCACAACUCAAUAGCAGCAUCGUCGUCGUCGUUGUCACCAUCGGCUGCAGCAACUACACCAAAUUAUAUUAAUGUUCAUCUCUACGGCAAAGAACAUUUUAAUCUCAACAACUACGAAAAUGAUAAAAAUGAUGAAGUCGUUGUGGAGAAAGAUGGCGAGAAGUUGAAUGCGUGCGGAAGUGGGUUCGUAUGGAGCGAAUCAAGUGGGCGCUGCCAAGACGUAGAUGAAUGUGAAACAAUAAGAUGCCCUUCUCUCCACAUGUCGUGCAGGAACAAUCCCGGAAGCUACCUGUGUGUCUGCAAUGAGGGCUUCAAGUUCAACCCCAGGUCAAGGUCAUGUGAAGACACGGACGAGUGUCAGACCGUGACACACAACUGCGAAGCACAGGAAACAUGCGUCAACACAGUUGGAUCAUUCCAAUGCACAUCAGCCAUGCAGCAGUGUGCCAAGGGCUGGCUGUGGGACGAUCAACUUCAGCAGUGCACAGAUAUCAAUGAGUGCGAAGCGAGACAGCACAACUGCAAGUCCGACGAGAUGUGUCAGAACAGUUUGGGCUCGUUCGUCUGCGUCAGGUACGAAUGCGACGCUGGCUUUGAAUUCAACGAAGAGAGCAAAGGAUGCGAUGAUGUUGACGAGUGUGAAGCAGGCAGGCAUACUUGCAGUGCCAGACAGACGUGUGUCAACCUGGUAGGAUCGUACGUCUGCCGGAAUGAUUCCGCAUGUCCCACCGGGUACUUCCACAGCGUCAUUUUGAAUAUUUGCCAAGAUGUGAACGAAUGUUCCGACUCCUCUCUGCACAACUGCACCAAGCCGAACAUGCUGUGUCAGAACAGAGAUGGGGGUUUCACAUGCACCUGCCUGGCGGGCUACACUUAUCAUCAGUACUCGCAGAUCUGUGUUGAUGUUGACGAGUGUUUGGAAGCGGUCCAGCGAGGCAUCCACAUCUGUCCAGCUGAUUCCACGUGUGAGAACAAACAUGGAACGUUCACCUGCGUCUGUCCGCCUGGUUUCUUCUACGACGAAUCAACACAAACUUGCAUAGACUUCGAUGAGUGUGCCAUUGGAUUGCACGGGUGCGAUCAGGCUUGCCAGAACUCGUGGGGCUCGUACUACUGCACCUGCAGACCUGGCUAUGUACUCAAUUGGGACGGACGCACCUGUACAGCCGGCCACGCCUCACCAUCGUUACAAUCCUACACUGACUGUCCAGCUGGUUACACCAUGAACCAUCUUGACGGCGAAUGCUAUGACACAGACGAAUGUAAGGAGCAAAGACACACGUGUCCUUUGGAAACACACAUGUGUGUGAACACUGAUGGAAGUUUCUACUGCCAUCCAAUUGUCUGCCCUGCUGGCUUUCACAGACUGAUGGAUGGAAGGAUGGAUGGAUCGAGGAAAUAUUGGAUGAAUGUCGAUAGAGAGAAUUCAAAGGACCAGGAAGAACACAAUUUUAUUGAAACCCCAGAACAAGUGGUGAGUAAUCGUAAUGAUGCUGAUAACUUCUUCUAUCAAAAUGAUUCACCUGAUGUUUCUUCAUCAUCGUCGUCGUCGUCGUCAUCUAGAAUGAAACGAGUAAAACGAUUUUUGCAUAGCAAGAGCGCUAAUAAAGAUGAUUAUUCCAAAAAUAUCAACAGCAAAAACCGCAAGAAACUCAUCAAUUUUUUCUACAACAUCAGCAACAACAUCAGCAGCAACAACACCAAGAGCAACAGUGCCAGCGAUUCAAGCGGAGUGGUUUGCAAGAAGAAGAAGUGUGGAAGGAGCAGCCGACCGUCGGAUGUCGCUUGUAGAAGCAACAGUACACUAUCCAUUCAAUGGAACCAGAUGAGCCUGGCUUCGAUUCCCCAGUUGAGCACCGCCACCACCAUCAUCAACAUUCAACCUGAAAAUGUCGACAGGCGGUUGUCUUAUGAGUUCCUUCUAGUCAACACCAGAUUACUUUCCGGUAAAGAUAAUGGCAAUGCAAACGAUUUGUUUCAGAUUCACAAAGUUUCAGACUGGUUUGGAGAUAAAGGUGAAAUAUACUUGCUGAGGUCCAUAAGAGGUGCCGCCACGUACGAGCUGGAAAUAUCGCUGAAGACUUACUUGAAGAUGUAUUCGAAUAUGAAAUCUGGAUACUUGUCCGAACAUCUGAUGCACAUCAUAAUUUACGUAUCCACGUUAACUCUUUAA